This is a messenger RNA of Closterium sp. NIES-67, 1015 nucleotides long. NCBI's taxonomy places the organism in Eukaryota, Viridiplantae, Streptophyta, Zygnematophyceae, Desmidiales, Closteriaceae. The record is from the annotation of a GenBank genome assembly.
UUCCCAUCGUUCUUCUAGAAUCUAGUCUAGAGCCUUCCUUUCCCUACAGUUGGCGUUCUGUCCGCCCGUAUCUUGAAGGACCGCGUUUAGGGACCGUUCGAUAUCCGAUAUCGCCGAUUCUUUCGCCUCGUCCGUUUGAUCCGUCUUCGCCCGAUUUCGUUCACGUCCACUCCGCCAUUCCGUUCGGUUCCUAUUCGCGUCCUUUGCGGCGGAUCUGACGCCGGCUUUAGGGUUAUCGAUCCCUCUAGCGGUAGAUUUUAGGGUUCGCGAUCUUUUCAGAUCCGGAUUGGAUUCGCGAUCUUUGGAUUGGAUUCGCGAUUCCACCGUUCUCUUGUGCUGUGAGCACAUCUGACGCGAAGCGGGUAACCUGGUUUUCGCCACCAUGAGCUCAUCUGCGACAUCUGUGCUGACGAACGUCGCCAGGCUCGCGAUCACGCUUGGCGUGGGUGGCAGCCUGCUUAACGCGUCACUCUAUACGGUGGACGGCGGGCAUCGCGCGGUGCUGUUCGAAUCGGUUCCGCGGAGUGUUGGAGGAAACGCAGGGCGAGGGCACGCACUUCCUCAUCCCCUGGCUGCAGAAGCCCUACAUCUUCGACGUGCGCACUCGCCCCCGCUCAAUCACUUCCGUUACAGGAACAAAAGACCUCCAGAUGGUGAAUCUGACGCUGGCGAGUGCUGUCGAAGCCAGAGACCACCCACCUGCCCCACCAUAUUCAAGACUCUUGGCACGGACUACGACGAGAGGGUGCUUCCGUCUAUUGGCAACGAAGUUCUUAAAGCUGUUGUGGCUCAAUUCAAUGCGGAUCAGCUACUCACGGAGCGUCCAUAUGUGAGUACAGUGCAUCUUAUAUUGAGGGUAGCUUGUACAGAGGACAGUUUUUCUGGAUUCUUGUAUACAGUAUAGCUUGUUACGGACAGCUGGUUAACAGCACAGUCUGAAAAGCGUAUGAAGGCGUGUGUUUAUAUAAGCAACUGUUAAGCGACUGUUAAGCGACUGUUAAGUUGAUUCCCUGAC